AUGCUGCACGUCGUUCCAAUCCCAGCUCUGUCUGACAAUUAUAUGUACUUGCUGAUCGACAAGAAAACCAAUGAUGCAGCUUUGGUGGAUCCGGUAGAAGCAAAUAAGGCAAUUACAAAGUCGAAAGAAAAUAAUGCCACCGUGCGUUGUGUACUUACCACACAUCACCACUGGGAUCAUUCUGGCGGAAAUGAAGAAGUCCAUAACAUUCUGCCAGAAGCGACGAUAUACUCCGGCGCAGAACACGCAUCGUACCCUUUCGAGCAAGUUUCCGACGGGAAAAUAAUCAAGAUUGGCUCUUUGCAAGUGAAAUGUUUGAUGACACCUUGUCAUACGAAAGAUCAUGUAUGCUAUUAUGUUGAAGACAGCGAUGGUCAAAAGGCGGUGUUUACUGGGGAUACGCUGUUUAUCGCAGGCUGUGGAAAAUUUUUUGAAGGCACAGGUGAAGAAAUGUAUAACUCGCUAGUGAAAAAACUUGGUGCCCUUCCGGACGAUACGAAGGUUUACUGCGGCCAUGAAUAUACUGCCAGCAACUUGAAAUUUGCUAUGCAUGUAGAACCGUCGAAUGCGGAAAUUGCAAAGAAACUUCAGUGGGCGCAGGUAUGCUGUUCAAAAUGGUUAUACAAUGUUUAUUUAUUUUUAUCAGAAAAUGGAGGCUGA
Messenger RNA from Soboliphyme baturini, 660 nucleotides. NCBI's taxonomy places the organism in Eukaryota, Metazoa, Nematoda, Enoplea, Dioctophymatida, Soboliphymatidae. The record is from the annotation of a GenBank genome assembly.